CGAUCUCAACACUACUGAGGACGACGAAACGCCGUCGUCGGGUUCCUCUGCUUCAUUGUCCUCUCACUCCGGUAAUAGCAUUUCGGCCUCCACCUACCCUUCUCCUUCGUCCGUGUGCUUGGAGCUAUGGCACGCGUGCGCGGGUCCAAUGAUUUCGCUACCAAAAAAAGGAAGCAUCGUGGUUUACUUCCCACAGGGCCACCUUGAGCAGCAGGCUCAGGAUCUUCCGGUCUCCGCUUACAAUAUCCCACCCCAUGUUUUCUGUCGCGUUGCAGAUGUUAAGCUCCAUGCGGAGGAAGGUAUAGACGAGGUGUACUGUCAGGUGUCGCUGGUUCCUGAAAGUGAGCAAGCUGAAAGAAGAUUUCGGGAAGGUGAAAUCGAUGCUGACUGUGAAGAUGAGGAUGCUGCAGCUGCAGUGAAGUCUACAACGCCACAUAUGUUCUGCAAGACCCUGACAGCUUCUGAUACUAGCACUCAUGGGGGAUUCUCUGUGCCUAGGCGUGCAGCUGAAGAUUGCUUUCCUCCGCUGGAUUACAAUCAACAGCGUCCUUCGCAAGAACUUGUGGCAAAGGAUCUGCAUGGCCUGGAGUGGAAGUUCAGGCAUAUUUACAGGGGGCAGCCUCGCAGGCAUUUGCUUACAACUGGUUGGAGUGCAUUUGUAAACAAGAAGAAGCUUGUGUCUGGAGAUGCUGUACUGUUUCUGAGGGGUGAAGAUGGAGUUCUGAGAUUAGGGAUUCGCAGGGCAUCUCAGUUGAAAUGUGGUGCUAACUUUUCAGUUCCCGCUGGCCUGCAUCUUAAUCCCAGCAGUUUCAUGGAUGUGGUCAAUGCAAUAUCUGCAAGAUGUGCCUUUAGCGUUUGCUAUAAUCCAAGGGUGAGCUCGUCAGAGUUCAUAAUUCCACUCAACAAAUUUUUGAAGGGCCUUGAUCAAUUUUAUUCAGCUGGAAUGAGGUUCAGGAUGCGUUUUGAAACUGAAGAUGCUGCAGAACGAAGGUGCACAGGACUAGUUGUUGGAAUUGGCGAUGCAGAUCCUGUUAGAUGGCCCGGAUCUAAAUGGAGAUGCCUUAUGGUAAGGUGGGAAGAUAUGGAAGCCACUAGGCAUAACAGGGUUUCCCCGUGGGAAAUUGAGCCAUCCGGUUCUGCUUCCUCUCCCAACAACUUCAAUGCAGCUGGUUUAAAGAGGACCAGGAUUGGUUUGCCUUCUUCAAAACAAGAAUUUCCAGUUCCAAAUGGGAUUGGGACACCAGACUUUGGGGAAUCAUUGAGGUUCCAGAAGGUCUUGCAAGCAAGAAAUUUUGGGUGUUAAUAUUCCUUUUGAUGGUAUUAGUGCUCAGAGCCACCCCUUUUCUGAAAUAAGUAGGCGCCAUCCUGGUUCAAGCGUUUCUGGGAUUGCCGCUACAGGAAAUAAUUUCAGAAUUCCACAGGUGCAUUCUGAUGUUUCGUGC
Molecule: messenger RNA, 1442 nt
Organism: Neltuma alba
Lineage: Eukaryota; Viridiplantae; Streptophyta; Magnoliopsida; Fabales; Fabaceae
Product: auxin response factor 3-like
Biological process (GO): regulation of DNA-templated transcription; response to hormone
Cellular component (GO): nucleus
Molecular function (GO): DNA binding
Source: RefSeq, a predicted model, not a curated record